Messenger RNA from Lacerta agilis (Sand lizard), 1521 nucleotides. RefSeq names its product meiotic kinetochore factor (gene MEIKIN). The transcript has 15 exons. Gene Ontology annotation, biological process: homologous chromosome segregation; meiotic sister chromatid cohesion, centromeric; female meiosis chromosome segregation. Bases 61 to 1413 code for a protein of 450 amino acids. Gene Ontology annotation, cellular component: kinetochore. Lineage: Eukaryota; Metazoa; Chordata; Lepidosauria; Squamata; Lacertidae. The record is from RefSeq and is a predicted model, not a curated record.
GCCUCCUACAGGUAAAAACAGAAGGGGCUCGAGGCCUGCAGGGGACUCCAGACUUAAAGUAUGUAUCAACACAGGUGCAGGCAGCAUUGCUGUGAGGAAAAGCAAAUAAAGAGGAUGGACUGGGUGAAAUUGCGUUCCUAUUCCCGGAAGAGGCGGGCUCAACAGAAUGUCCAUUGUGCAUCUCCUGUCCCAGCAGUGGCAGCAUCUGCUGCUGUAGGUGAAAGGAAUGCUAAAGCCAAAGGGUGUCGGCUGCGCCUAGAUCUGCUUUCUGAACCUCGGCAGGAACCUCAUGUCAGAAGACAAAUUGGAAAUGCCAUUACAAAAGCAUUGCCUAAAAUUCAAGAAGCCUCUGGGGUGACCCAGAUGGACUGCCUUUCAGUGGAACAAAGCACUGAAUUAAAUGAAAAUGAAAACAGAAGCAUGGAGGUGAAUAAAAGUAUCAGUAAAAUGGGCACUGCUGCAUUAAAGGAUUCUUUGCAUUUAAGCUCUGCAAGUAAAGAAAGUCCGAGAUAUAGUGAAACUACAUCAGGAAUGACUUUACCCACAGGUGUUUCACCUUUUCUGCUGCAGUGUUUGGAUGAAGAGUCUUCUCUGUGCUCUAAUACAGAAUCUAGUGAUGGAACAAGUACUUAUUCAUCACCUGAGAUAUUCAGAGAUGAAAACACAUUAGAAAAAAGCCGCAUUAGUCCAGAAGAAUGCCUUGGGCACAGGAAUUCAACCCUCUUGGAUACCAGCAAAGCCAUCAACAUAGACAAGAUGCCACAUGUGCCAAAUCUUUCACAGAUAUUGGAAACCACUUUAGGAAACAAAGACCAGAGCAUUACAAGGCUAUCAAAGCAGAAAUCACGUUCUGAAUUGACAGAUGUUUCAUCUGUAGUUGCAGGUAGGAAACAAGUGUGCAAGAUUUUGCCUGCAAAGGAAAAGACACCUGAACUGCAAUCUUUUGGAGCCUCCUUAUUGCCUCAAAAACAAACAAAAAAGACUAAAGAGCAGCAACCCAGGAAAAUGAAGUGCACAAAAAGAGUACUGUUUUCCUCAUCCUCAUCCUCAUCCUCAUCCUCAUCCUCAUCCUCUCCAGCCAAAUCUUGUGGAAUCGCAGCUGAAACCUUAGGCUCUGCACAGCCAGGUACUGGCAUGUUGGACUCAUCAUCGGUGCAUAAAGUCUCACUCAGUGAAGCUUCCUUGCCAAGCACAAGUCGUUCAAAUGUAAAUUCAAAAGAAGUCAUUCCUGCUUCCCUGUCUCCAGAAAGUGUUAUUCGUCAGUGUCUACGUAACCCUCCAGAAAUCUGCUGUAUCAUUAAAGCUUCACCAGAAUCUAGACCACUGAAAGUUCUCCAACACCCACUGAAAAGAAAAAGUGUGUUUCCCCCACCAGGAGCAACUGAAGAUAUUAUUACCAGUUCAAAAUACUAGAUCUACAGGAACAAUAGGAGAAAAAAAUGGGAAAUUGAGAACAUGGAAUGGUAGGAAGAAGCUGAGCUGCACGUUUGGACUUCGUUAAGUUUGAAAGUUAAUGACACC